AUGUUAUGUUCCAAUAGUGUGGGUUAUUGUUCCCUGGAGAGCAGUGAGAAUGGACUUUUGAAGAUCCUGGACGACCUUUUCAGUUCUACCAUCCCUCAGACCAUCAGGUACCUAGAGAAUGACUGCACCUACUCCUUGACCAAUGACAUGCACCGUUCCAGCGCCAUCUAUACUCAGUCAGUGCCAGGGUUACAGGAAGUGAUGUCACUGCUCAGGAUCCUCUCAGCGCUCUGUGAUCGCCACUUCUUGAGGGCUGAUUUUGAGAGCGCUGCAGAGGGUCAGCAAAAACCAGAUGAUGCCCCUCCCGCCUCCCCAGCCAAACUGACCCCAGACUAUAGAGCAGACAGCAAUAUGAGGUCCAGUAGGUUAACUGGUAGUUCACGUUAUGAGGAUCGCAUCCCUAACUACACCAAUGUGGUGAAGAGCAUGUAUGCCUUUGCUUUUAUUUGGGGAUUUGGAGGACAACUACAGGAAAGGCAUAUCAGUAAGUUCAACAAGUUCUGUCGUGAGACCCUGUACCGCGCCACUUACCCCAUCAGUCUUCCUCUCAGUGGUACUGUGUUUGACUACUGUGUGGAGGUGCACCACGGGAUGAUGAUCAAGUGGAGUGACAGACCCAUGGAGAAGAUGAGGAACUUACCUGCACAUUAUGUCAUCACUCCUGAGGUAGAGCGCUACCACUACCUGGUAGACUUGUUGCUGAGUUCCCACUACCCUGUUCUGUUGGUUGGCGUUCCAGGUGUGGGGAAAACUGCUCUCAUACAGAAUAUCAUCCAGCAAAAGCACCCAUUCUCUCGGCUGCCAAUUUCUCAAGGGGUCUUCCCGCAGCAGCUCCACAACUCCGUAGCCAACUACAUGCUGGAGAUCAAUAAACGCGAUGUCCUGAGCACGCACCCGAGUACUGCGCCUCUGCCCAAACCACACCAUCUAUUCUUCAUUGAUGACUUGAAUAUGGCCAAAAGUGACUGCGUCACAGGCACACAGCCAUCACUGGAGGUACUCAGAGAGGUCAUGACACAGCGCAGUCUGUAUGACCGUCACCGCCAUGUCAAACUGGACCUGGAGGGUACGGACUUUGUGGCAGCAUGCAGGAGUCCGGGAGUAGCGGGUUCAGGUGCCGGAGAAUCGUGUCACAUUCUGUCCUCAAGGCUGACACGUCUGUUCACUGUGAUGACAUUUUUCAUGCCGACUGCGGAGGGGAUGCAUGCUUUGUUUGGCAAGACCAUCCAGUCCUGGCUAGAGGAAUUUCCCACAUACUCUGUAGAACACCACCAUGAGUUUGCCUAUAAAAAGAAAACCCUCUUUGAAAUUACUGCCUACAAGCCUGGUUUAUUUGGCUACAGGAUGCCUAAUGAAAAUGAUG
Molecule: messenger RNA, 1363 nt
Organism: Lingula anatina
Lineage: Eukaryota; Metazoa; Brachiopoda; Lingulata; Lingulida; Lingulidae
Product: dynein heavy chain domain-containing protein 1-like
Biological process (GO): microtubule-based movement
Cellular component (GO): dynein complex
Molecular function (GO): dynein intermediate chain binding; minus-end-directed microtubule motor activity; ATP binding
Source: RefSeq, a predicted model, not a curated record